GACUGGCUUCCUCGCCCCCCCAUCACGUCGUGAGCAUUUUGAAGUGAACGAUCAGCUUUUCGGGUACUUGUCACGACACGUUGUACUCGCUUUCGCCCUAGACGUUGCUCAGUUUGGCUCUGUAGUGGGCCGUAAAUUGGAACCGUGAGCAGAGUGACAGUUCGGAGAGAAUGGCGGAGAGACCUGCGCAACCUGCCUGCGACGGAGCUGUGACAGUAGUCGAAAGUGGCGACGAGAGAACACCGCAAGAACCUUCAGCUGUAAGAUUAAAAUUAAGGAAACCAAAAUCCGACAAGAAGGUCAAGUGGGAUGCAGACACUGUUGAUAAUGAGCACAUGAAUAAGAGAAAAUCAAAGUGUUGUUGUAUAUACAGGAAGCACCGUGAGUUUGAUGAAAGCUCAUCCUCUGAAUCAGAUGAUGAAUGUGAAAACUGCUAUGGACAUGCUGAUCACAGAAAGAAGAACCAAAGUGGACCAGAAGUUCCUUCAUCACAAUCACCAGUACCCUGUGGGUCAGGAGAUGGACUUUAACCAAAGAUCAUACUAGGAAUGGAUUGACCAAGUUUUAUCAACAAUCAACCACUGGAUUCGGAACUCCUUAACAUUAUUAGGUUGUAAGACUCUGUAAUAAGGAGGUUCUUCAUACAAGAAUUAAGGAUUACAUUUGGAAGAAAUAGACGUAUCAUGUUGCAGCACAAUGCUUUCUCUUGAAAAUAAGCUUCAUGUACAGUAGUCAUAAUUCCAAUGCUUUGCUUCACUUGUGGCAUUCUUUAUAAGUCAAUGUAUCACUAGAAAGUACACUGCUAUAAAUUUGUGUCCCAAGUCCAAUAUGAUACCGUUUCUUAGCAGCUUUGCUCACCAUAGCAGAAAUAAUUGGCACAGCUAUAGAAAGCUGCAUUGCCCCAUCAGUGACUGAUUUUCCCUUUUUUUUUUCCUUGUUUAUUUUGAUAUGUAAGUCACCCAUUAGUGUAGCACAGGUGCGGUGCUCUUUGUGUGCGUUCUGUUGUCAUUGUAAAUAAUUGUUUUGGAUUCGACAACUGAAUCUUUGCAUCAUCAUUUGAUGUAGUAAUUUUGCGAGUUCUUGGACUUUAUUUUAUAUAUUUUGUAUGUGAUUUUUGUUUUUGUCACAUGUGCUGUGGAGGUACUGUUACUGUGGCCCCCCAAAUUGCUUCCAUUUCCCCUGCCAAUGACCAAGAGAGGGUGCAAGAUGAUGACCCACCUUUAGAAGUGAAAAAAACAAGGAAGCAACCUGGACAAAGAAAGCAUUGAAUUUACCAGUGUUUAUACAAGACGCCCUUUGAAGUUUUUACUUCACUACUGAGUUUUAUAUAUGACACAACUUCAAUUUUCUAUGUGGAAAGUUAUGUUUUAAACAAAAAGUACUGUUAAUUUUUUUUUUCUAAGAUAAAAGACUGGCAUAGGUCUUGAAAUGAAUUUUCCCCCAUAAGAAUGUGAUCAAUAAAUAAUUAGAUUUUAGCUUUGUAUAACUUUUAUAGGCUGCCCAUUAGAAGAACCCUGUCUUUACUCAAGUUGCAAGACCAAGAGGGCAAAUUUGCCAUUCCCUGCAUUGGUCUUAAGAUGUAAUCUUUAGUUCAGGCGAGGGUGAAUGUGAAUAGACUGUUAGCACAAAUGAUGUUUAAUGAAAUGCUGUGAAUGUUAGAAAUAACUGAAGAGUUUAUUGUGUAAUAAAGGCCGCUUACAAAAGA
Messenger RNA from Thrips palmi, 1705 nucleotides. RefSeq names its product E3 ubiquitin-protein ligase PPP1R11-like. Gene Ontology annotation, molecular function: protein serine/threonine phosphatase inhibitor activity; protein phosphatase 1 binding. The coding region runs from base 171 to 530 and encodes 119 amino acids. The transcript is spliced from 4 exons. NCBI's taxonomy places the organism in Eukaryota, Metazoa, Arthropoda, Insecta, Thysanoptera, Thripidae. The record is from RefSeq and is a predicted model, not a curated record. Gene Ontology annotation, cellular component: nucleus.